UUCCACGCCAUCCUUUUAUGACUUUUGAGUGAUUUUGUUGAUCAAGAUUCAGACACUAACCUGCAAUUCAAAGAAGAACCUGGACCUUCCAAUUUAUGAUCCUGUUCUAGUUAAUAUGACCAACUAUGCUCAAAUGUACAGGAAUAAUUUAAAGUGAUCUGAAUCUUAUGCUUUUUAUUACGUUUUUUUCACUGUUUAGAAUUGAAAAUUCUAUUUAUAACAGUACUAGUAGACCAAAGAAGACUUGCUUGACUUAGAUUACAAACUUCACUUCUUCAUUUGUUUCAUUCCAGGCUUUGUGGAUGCAUCAAAUUUAACUUUUUUUUGCUCUUGCAAUGGCUGUUAAUCUUCUUUUGAUCUUUUCCUUUCUUUUUCUGCAAAUAUUUUCGGCUGUUGCUCAAAAUAAUGGUAACAUAACCAUUGGAGCUUCUCUAUCAGCAGCUGAAAACUCAUCUUCAUGGCUUUCUCCGUCUGGAGAUUUUGCCUUCGGCUUUCGCCCUAUUGGCAACAACAACGAGCUCUUCUUGCUCUGUAUAUGGUAUGAUAAAAUACCUUCCAAAACCGUAGUUUGGUUUGCAAAUAGAGAUAAGCCUGCACCAAGAGGAUCCAGAGUAGAAUUAACUUCUGCUAGUGGGCUGGUUCUGCGAAGCCCUCAAGGCGAGGAAUUAUGGAAUUCUGAAUCCAUUAGUGGUACAGUUGCAAUUGCUGUUAUGAGUAAUACAGGCAACUUUGAGCUUUUUGACAGCAAUUCGGAUAAGGCAUGGGAGAGCUUCAGGAAUCCUGCAGAUACUAUGUUGCCUUCACAGACACUGGAAUCGGGGGAGCUGCUUUCUUCUAAACUGUCAGAGACUAAUUUCUCCAAGGGAAGGUUUCGAAUGCGCAUGAGACCAGAGGGAAAUCUUGUUCUUAAUACUAUAAACCUGCCCACUGACAAUACUAAUGAUCCUUAUUAUGACACUGGAACUACUACUGCUUCUAAUUCUUCUGGUGAAAGGGUGGUCUUCAAUGAGUCAGGCUACUUCUACUUAUUGCUUAGUAAUGAUCAAAGAUACUAUCUAACCAACAGAUCAAUCAACCCUUCAACUAAGAGCUUUUACUACAGAGCGACCAUAAAUUUUGAUGGAGUCUUUACUCUGUAUCAGCAUCCUAAGAAUUCAAAUAAUGAAGGCUGGACGGCUCUUUGGUCCAUACCGGAUAAUAUUUGCAAGGCGAGCUUUACUGGAGUUGGUAGCGGCACUUGUGGGUUUAACAGCAUUUGUAGACUGAACCCUGGAGACCAAAGGCCUAUCUGUGACUGCCCAAAAGGGUACUUUUUAUCUGAUCCAAACAAUGAGUAUGGUGACUGCAAACCCAACUACACGCAGAGCUGUGCAGGUGAUGAAGAGGGAUCUCCAGCAGAUUUAUAUGAUUUUGAAGAGGUCAUAAACACUGAUUGGCCAACAUCUGAUUAUGCACUUUUGCAGCCUUUUAUAGAAGAGCAGUGUAGAGAAUCUUGCUUGCAGGAUUGUAUGUGUGCUGUUGCUAUUUUUCGAUCCGGUGAUAUGUGUUGGAAGAAGAAGCUACCACUAUCAAAUGGCAGAUUUGAUAAUACUCUUAAUGGCAAGGCUCUUAUCAAAAUCAGGAAAGGUAAUCCUCCUUCCAGAGGCGCUCCGGAUUUGCCGAGACCAGAUAAGAAGAAUCAGACAUGGCAAUAUGAUAUGAAUCUAAUAUUAUCUAUGAUCUUUGCAACUGCACAAGACAAUGGAACUGUAAGUGUAGGCCAGUAUAUCACUGCAGCAGAUAAUUCACAGCCAUGGCUUUCUCCUUCCAGGGACUUUGCUUUUGGUUUUCACAAACUUGACAAUAAGGAUCUCUUCUUGCCUGCCAUUUGGUAUUACAAGAUUCCAAGCAAAACCAUAGUAUGGUAUGCUUCAGCUGAUAAUCCUGCACCGAGAGGAUCAAGAUUAUGGUUAACUGCUGACCGCGGAUUGGUGCUUGAUGGCCCUGAUGGCCAACAGAUAUGGAAAUCUGGUACUAUUAUGAGUGCACCUGCGUUUGGUUUUAUUUAUGAUACGGGCAACUUUGUGGUGGCAGAUGCAAAUUCUGAGAUGUUAUGGCAGAGUUUUGAUGUUCCUGCUGAUACUUUGCUCCCUUCACAGAUAAUGGAAAGGGGUGGAGUGGUUUCUUCCAAACGAUCGGAGACUGAUUUCUCUCGUGGAAGGUUCCAAUUUCGUUUGCUCCAGGAUGGAAAUGCUGUGCUGAGUACUAUAAACUUGCCUAGUGGCUACGCAUAUGAUGCCUAUUUUUGGAGCAAUACAUUUGAUCAAAAAAGGUCAAAUGCUGGUUUCCAAGUGGUGUUUAAUGAAUCAGGCUACUUGUAUGUUGUAAGGGAAAACAAUCAAAGUGUUCUUCUCUCACACGGAACGAUGGUCUCAUCUCACGUAAAUUAUCACAGAGCAACUCUCAAUUUUGAUGGUUCUUUUGUGCUUUAUACUCACCCCAAGAAUACCAAUGGAAAUAAUGGUAUCUGGUCAGUUGUUCGCACUAUGCCGGAUAAUAUCUGUGUUAACGACGAUAUUCGUAAAGGAUUAGGCAGUGGAAUUUGUGGGCAUAACAGCAUCUGCACUCUCAAUUCAUUGCAAAGACCAAACUGCUCAUGCCCGAAAGGGUUUUCUUUGUUUGAUCCAGAUGAUGCUUACGGAAACUGCAAGCCGGAUUUCAUCCAAGGCUGUGAAGAAGAUGGGGCCAAAUCUGGAGAAGAUCUAUACUAUAUUGAAGAGCUGAAAAGUACUGAUUGGCCAACUUCUGACUACGAGCAACUUAAGCCUUCUAGUAGAGAGGAGUGUGAAUCGUCUUGCUUAAAGGAUUGCCUGUGUUCUGCAUCUGUGUUUAGACUUGAUACCUGUUGGAAGAAGAAAUUACCACUCUCUUAUGGGAAAAUGGACCCUGCUGAUAAUGGGACAGCUUUCAUCAAAAUUAGGAAAGGCGAAGCGAAUGGAAAGAAGAAGAGGGAUAUAUUCAUCGUGGUGGUAUCUGUACUCUUUGGCAGCUCUGUGUUUGUCAACUUGAUUUUAGUUGCUGCUAGUUGCCUUGGCCUUCUAGUUGUUAAUCAGAGAAAACUCACGAGGCCUCAUCCGGAAAAAGGUGUUUCGCAUAUGAAUUUGCGCUGCUUUACCUAUAAUGAGCUUGUAGAGGCCACUCAUGGAUUCAAGGAAGAAUUGGGAAGGGGGGCCUUUGGUACUGUUUACAAAGGGUUCAUGGAUAUUGCUCCUAAUAAUCUUGUUGCAGUGAAGAAGUUAGAUAGAGUAUUUCAAGAUUGUGAGAAGGAAUUCAAAGCUGAAGUGAAUGUAAUUGGCCAGACACAUCACAAGAAUCUGGUUCGACUUCUUGGAUUCUGUGACGAGGGACAAAACCGUUUAAUAGUAUACGAAUUCAUGAGUAAUGGUACCUUGGCCAGCUUCCUCUUCGGAGACUGUAAACCGAAUUGGAAACAGAGGACCGAUAUUGCCAUGGGCAUUGCCAGAGGGCUAUUGUAUCUUCAUGAGGAGUGCUGCACCCAGAUCAUCCAUUGCGAUAUAAAGCCUCAAAACAUACUUCUUGAUGAUUAUUACAAUGCUCGGAUAUCUGACUUUGGAUUGGCAAAGCUUUUGACAUUGAAUCAGAGCCAUACUAGUACUGCCAUCAGAGGAACAAAAGGGUAUGUUGCACCAGAAUGGUUCAGGAACACGCCAGUCACUGUAAAAGUUGAUGUGUACAGUUUCGGAGUGCUGCUUCUGGAGAUCAUUUGCCUUCGAAGAUGUGUCGAGAAGGAAGCGAGCACAGUUGAUAAAGCAAUUCUAACUGAUUGGGCUUAUGACUGUUAUCAGGAAAGACGAUUGAGUACUCUAGUUGAAGAUGAUCCGGAUGCCAUCAGUGACAUGAAUAAGCUGCAGAGGUUUGUGAUGGUUGCAAUUUGGUGCAUCCAAGAAGAUCUGUCUCUUCGCCCCACGAUGAGGAAGGUUAUACAGAUGCUUGAUGGAGUUCUUGAAGUACCUUUUCCGCCAUGUCCAUGGCCAUUCAACAUUACAAGCUGAAAUUAGCUUUUUAUUGCUUUUCUGAAGCACUUUCAAUCAGGUGAUAAUCUGCUGGAAAU
Pistacia vera is the source of this 4111-nucleotide messenger RNA. Its product is annotated as G-type lectin S-receptor-like serine/threonine-protein kinase RLK1. The transcript has 4 exons. Gene Ontology annotation, biological process: protein phosphorylation. The record is from RefSeq and is a predicted model, not a curated record. The coding region runs from base 336 to 4052 and encodes 1238 amino acids. NCBI's taxonomy places the organism in Eukaryota, Viridiplantae, Streptophyta, Magnoliopsida, Sapindales, Anacardiaceae. Gene Ontology annotation, molecular function: ATP binding; protein kinase activity.